AGCCUUUGGCCGGAAACACAGCGCAAUUGUUCCCAAGCUCUUCCCAAGCAUGGCGGAGCCCGAGAAGCUGACAGUAAAGAGAAACAGGUCGGGCGUGUUCAAGAGGAAGUUCCAGGAUGAUGAUGGCGGUACCGUUGAAGUCACUGGCGAGGAAAACAUCCAGUCAGGAACCGAAGGUGCAGCCCAAAAGAAGACGGAUGACCUGGCUCAGGCCAUUGCGUUCGAGCAUAUGCACGAGGUACCAGAUAGCGACAAACCCUUCCUGGGUGCAAUUCCUCAACUCCUCAAGAAGCCCAGAAUAGCCGGAGAUGACGAAAGCUACCGUGCAACUCGAGUUGCUUGCCAAGCCAUCACGGCGGCCAUCAGUUCUGCAGAGGGCAUUCUGGUUGUCUUUGCACAGGAUUCGUCCAGCUGCAGUCACAGCAAGAAGCUGCUUGAGCUUAGCUCAGACCAAAAGGACGUGAUAGACCAGGCGAAGGUCCACAUCUCGCCGGCCAGUGAUUGGCUGAACACCCUGGCCAGCAGUCACUUCAGUGUCAAGCCGAUUCCCAUGGCAGCAGAUGGGCACCGGCUGCUGAUCUACGUCGGCACACCAGGCAAGUAUGCCACGAUGUGCUUACGAUCUGAUCAUGGCCAGUUUGAUGAAGCCUACAAAGCCAACAGGCUUAUUGUUCUAUGCAAAGGAGUUUGCAUGCUUCCCAUCGGUACUCAAGAACAGAACAUCAUGGGAGUUGAUGAGACAGAGGUGCUGAAGGAGAUCUGCUUAACACUGAAAGAGAGAGGUCCCAUUGCCUGGGCCUCUGGCGAAGGCACCAAGAACGUCUUCAUGCAGAAGGCCUUUGGCUAUCCUAAGGCGCAGGAUAUGCCACCCUCGUUGAGCUUUCCAAAGGCCAGGACUGGACAGUUCGCGUGCCUGGCAGAGUACGUGAAGUUCACCAACAGCCUGAAACUGGCCAAUCCGGAGAUGUGUGUCAAGAACUACUACGACACGGGAUUGACUGUGUCUGUGAUGAUGGCAACUGUUGUCCAGGAGGGAAUAUCGCUGAUGACUGAUGCUGAUGGGCUGGCUAUGUUGCGUGAUGCCAGUAUUGGUCACAUCAUGUCGAAGCUGAACCAGGUGACGACCGUGGAACAAUUCAGCAAACAGAAGAGCGUCUACAACUUUUUCAUUGGAGAUGGAGCCUGCCGGCUGAAUGGCGGUACCGAGCUGACCCUGCACUUGAUGGAAGGCCACGCUACGAAAUCCAUGACCACGGUGUUCCUUUUCAACAACAAGGCCUGGGCGAUUGAGGACAACCUCGUGGCCACCAAAGAGAAGGAACACGUGCUGUUCAACACUCAGUUCUAUGAUGUUGUGGCAGAGCACAAGCGGAUUUGCAUCUGUGAGACGGAGUCUGACUUGAGAGAGAUCCUGACUUUCUUGAGUGAGAAGUCCAUCAACUUCGUGGAAGGCAAAUCGAAACCAGGAAUGUUCAUGGUUGUUGUCCGUGGCCUGAAGAUGAACUUGCCUCCCUGCCUGGGAGACAUCGAACCCAUCCGGAAAUCCAAGGAGAUGGCCUUCAUGCGCGAGGUCCUUGGCACCUUCGCCAAGGGCUGCGAGAGCCGUGUGCCGCUCUAUGGCUGCUCUGCGUUCGAGUACAUCCAGUACUUGCACUUCUUCUUGGAAGAAAUGCCCGAAGGCAAGCAGUACCAGUACAUCUGUGGUCGCACAGAUAUUCAGGCUGCCCAUAUGAUGGGUUUCCAUCAGCCUGAGGGCAAAUGCGUACUGUUCAUCAAUGACGUCUACGGCGUCAACUCCCUGGGAGAAAGCCUCCGCUUCGUGCUCAGCGGCUUUGGCGGUCGUCAAGUGCUGGUCAUGGUUUGGCACCCAUCCGUGCUGAAGGUGAUUGACAACUUCCACCUGCACCGGCCGCCCAUGGUAUGGCCAUCUCUGGGGCCCCACCUGGCUCAGUACUACGUGCGAAAGGAGUCUGAUGCCUUCUUUGCAGACUUUGAAGGUGAGCAUCGAUCCACUGAGCGCGUGAAGGCAGCCAUUGAAAAGGGCACCCCACUGGUGAUGGUCAAUGUGAUGCCGCAGCAGGAGUGCAACUACAUCGCCAUGGAUGCUCGAAUCAAGGUGAAGGAUUGAGAGGUGUUGCAGAGACUGCAACAUGAAUGGUAAAUGAGUGAACAUAAAUGCACAAAUGCACCUGUACAAAGAAUAUGAAGCCGAUUUCCCAAGCGUGGUGAUGUUUUCCGGCCACGCUGUGCCGCGCAUUUACAGAGGCGUUUCUUCAAACAGCUGUUUGACUGGCCUCUGGUGGCAGUGGCUUUCGCCCAUUAUAGUAGGUGGUUGUUCCACGUUUGGAUCCUUUUGGGCCGAGGUUGCAAGGUUUUGUUGCACUUUGGCUGCUGCCAGGCUGCUUGUGCAGCCCUACAGCUCGGUUUAUGAUAGCAAAUAUUAGCAAAUCAUUGAUUCAAAAAAUUGAUUGCUCGUCUCGAACGUGUUAAAA
Messenger RNA from Cladocopium goreaui, 2492 nucleotides. Lineage: Eukaryota; Dinophyceae; Suessiales; Symbiodiniaceae. The record is from the annotation of a GenBank genome assembly.